AUGGGAUUGGGUCGGACCGCUUCGCACAGGAUCCUCACGCGCGAAAUCGGUGGCAGCAAGAACGUAUUCACAGCGAAGCUUCCAAACCGCACGCUCGCUAGAAUCGCCAUGAAGCUUCCUCGCCCCGCUCUUCUCCUGCUCCUUCUCCUCGUCUCCGUCGCACUACUUCCGCUCUUCGCCUCGUCGCGCACGCUUCCGCCAAGGCAGCAGCCCACAGGGGGGGAGAUUCCGCCGGCCACAGGGAAAGCCACCACCGCUCCCCCCCGCCACCCGCGCGGGGGGAACGGGACGGUAGCGGCGGGGAACCGAACGAAGGGUGGGCAUCCGAACAAGGGGCACCAUCGCGGGAACGGCACAGCGGCAGGGGGACCUUCCCCAAAGUCGCCAGCGAACGGAAACGUAAAGAAUGGAAAUGCGCCAAAUGGUCAGAAGAAUGGUGGCACGCAGCCGAACAAGAAUGGCGGCGGGAGCGGCGGCGCACAGACGAACAAGAACGGUAGCGCGCAGCCGAACAAGAACGGCGGCAGCGGCGGCGGCGGCGGCGCCAAUAAGCCGCGUCGACCGAAGCAAAUCGCCGAGGAGGACUGUAGCAGCAAAACAUCGUGGCCAGAGGUGGUUGGCAUGACGGGCGAAAAGGCUCGCAAUUACAUUCUGACGUCUAUGCCUGAGUGUAACUGGGACGUGCGAAUUAUCCCGAAUAGGGGAUUCGCGACAAUGGAUUAUCGCACAAACCGCGUUCGUGUUUUUGUCGACAAGGAGAAUAUCGUUCGUGUCCCUCCUAGAAUUGGCUAA
Closterium sp. Naga37s-1 is the source of this 792-nucleotide messenger RNA. The record is from the annotation of a GenBank genome assembly. NCBI's taxonomy places the organism in Eukaryota, Viridiplantae, Streptophyta, Zygnematophyceae, Desmidiales, Closteriaceae.